AAAUAAACCAGGGGACGGUGGUAUCGACAUAUUUGGGGGACUUGGAGGAAAUACCAUCGUGAUUCAAUGCAAGGCUCAUAAACAGAAAAUCGGUAAUGGAGUAAAAAUCGUACGUGAAUUAGAAGGUGUAUUAACUAGAUACCAUAAAGAUACUAUUGGUGUUAUAGUUGCUCCUUCUAAAAAUAAAUUUACCACAAGGUCAGAAGAAAGAGCUGAAACAUCUGGAUAUAAUGUCAUCCUAACGGAUAAAACAAAUAUAUGUUCGGAUUUGAUUAAAUAUAUUGAUUCUCAAAAAGUUAUCGAGAUUCAACUGGUCAAAAGUUCUAAUAAUAA
Messenger RNA from Funneliformis mosseae, 333 nucleotides. Lineage: Eukaryota; Fungi; Glomeromycota; Glomeromycetes; Glomerales; Glomeraceae. The record is from the annotation of a GenBank genome assembly.